This is a messenger RNA of Erigeron canadensis, 1190 nucleotides long. Its product is annotated as expansin-A1-like. Gene Ontology annotation, biological process: plant-type cell wall organization. The transcript has 3 exons. The record is from RefSeq and is a predicted model, not a curated record. The coding region runs from base 36 to 788 and encodes 250 amino acids. Lineage: Eukaryota; Viridiplantae; Streptophyta; Magnoliopsida; Asterales; Asteraceae. Gene Ontology annotation, cellular component: extracellular region.
UACACACUCACACAACCACCCACAUUUUCCUUAAAAUGAAUUCCAUGGCUAUUUUAGGGUUUUUGCUGGUGGGCUUUUUCUCCUUUGCUACCUCGGUUCAUGGUGAUGGUGGUUGGGUCAAUGCCCAUGCCACUUUUUACGGCGGUGGUGACGCUUCCGGCACAAUGGGUGGUGCAUGUGGAUAUGGGAAUUUAUAUAGUCAAGGGUAUGGUACAAACACAGCAGCACUAAGUACUGCUCUGUUCAACAAUGGUUUAAGCUGUGGUUCAUGUUUUGAAAUAAAGUGUGUGAAUGACCAUCAAUGGUGUUUGCCUGGAUCCAUUAAGGUCACUGCCACUAACUUCUGCCCACCAAACAAUGCCUUGCCUAGUAACAAUGGUGGCUGGUGCAACCCUCCUAACCAACACUUUGAUCUCUCCCAACCUGUCUUUCAACACAUUGCUCAAUACAAAGCUGGAAUUGUCCCUGUUGCUUAUAGAAGGGUGCCAUGUGUGAGAAGGGGUGGAAUCAGGUUCCAAAUAAAUGGUCAUUCCUACUUCAAUCUAGUGUUGAUCACAAACGUGGGUGGUGCUGGUGAUGUACAUUCUGUAUCUAUUAAAGGUUCAAAGACUGGUUGGCAACAAAUGUCAAGAAACUGGGGUCAAAAUUGGCAAUCCAAUACUUAUCUCAACGGGCAGUCUCUCUCUUUUAAGGUCACCACUAGUGAUGGUAAGACUGUGGUAUCCAACAAUGUUGUUCCUGCUGGUUGGUCUUUUGGUCAGACUUUCACGGGUGCCCAAUUCCGAUGAAAUGACGUUUUUACCCUUUAUAUUGGGGGUAGGUAUUAUUAGCAACUACAAUAGGUACAAUGACUAGAGACUUGUUUUGGAAAAGGUCUUUUUAGUCAUUUUGUUUUUUUUAAGGGUGACCAGUUACCACAUAUUAGUAAGUUUGGUACCCUGUUUGGUUUUGGGGUUUAGGUUGUGUUUGGUGUUCAAGGGCAGUGGUGGUAUUUUACACCCGCCAAGGUAGUGUUAAUCGACGUUUUUGCCCUUUAUUUGGGAAACUAUGGUUUGGUUAUAUGUGUGAGGUGUCUUGUUUGCUGUGGUCUUUACUUUGUAGUUUACUUCUCUUGCUUUAAGAGUCAAAGAUGUAAAUUUACUCUUUUUUUAUUAGUAAUGGAAGGUGACUACACUACUAUAUUUAAUGCA